Messenger RNA from Molossus molossus (Pallas's mastiff bat), 5837 nucleotides. It is a transcript of the gene NTRK2, whose product is annotated as neurotrophic receptor tyrosine kinase 2. Gene Ontology annotation, biological process: cell surface receptor protein tyrosine kinase signaling pathway; cellular response to brain-derived neurotrophic factor stimulus; trans-synaptic signaling by neuropeptide, modulating synaptic transmission. The record is from RefSeq and is a predicted model, not a curated record. Gene Ontology annotation, cellular component: plasma membrane; axon; signaling receptor complex. Gene Ontology annotation, molecular function: ATP binding; brain-derived neurotrophic factor binding; brain-derived neurotrophic factor receptor activity. The transcript is spliced from 14 exons. NCBI's taxonomy places the organism in Eukaryota, Metazoa, Chordata, Mammalia, Chiroptera, Molossidae. The coding region runs from base 609 to 2039 and encodes 476 amino acids.
AGAAGAGACCGCGGUCUGAAUUAGGGACUGGGAGGCGUCGAGCGGCGGAACAGUCCAUCACAGAGCUCUGCGUCAGCCCUCACGUCACUUCGCCAGCAGUAGCAGAGGCGGCGGCGGCGGCUCCCGGAAUUGGGUUGGAGCAGGAGUCUCGCUAGCUCCUUUGCUCGCGCUCUCCGCGCUCAGUGCCCAGCAGCAGGAGGAGCCUGGACCCAGGCGCCGCCAGCAGGCGGUAGGCGCCGGAGCCCCGCCCCGAGGUGAGUCCGGGAUUUCAGUGCGCGCCUAUCAAGGAGCCUGCAAUCCAGAGAGUCCGGGAGCGCCGCUGGCUGGUCCCCGGCGCGCCGGGCCAUGCUCCCGCGUCCGCGGCGGAGCUCCCAGUGGCGGUAGCGCCCCCUGUGAGGCGGCCAGAGAUGCCCCGGCCACUGUGAACGGUGCUGUCCACCAGGGCACCAUCAGCCCGGGACACGCUAGGCUCUACGGGCCUGCGACCAACAUCCAGUAGAGAGAGCAGCAAGCGCGGCAAAGACCGCCCAGCACCGGCAGGAGAGGCCUGCCGGUGCAGCGCAGGGACACGUACUCAGUGUGACUCCGGCUGGCACUGGCAGCUAGGGAUGUCGUCCUGGACGAGGUGGCAUGGACCCGCCAUGGCGCGCCUCUGGGUCUUCUGCUGGCUGGUUGUGGGCUUCUGGAGGGCUGCUCUCGCCUGUCCCACGUCCUGCAGAUGCAGCGCCUCUAGGAUCUGGUGCAGCGAUCCUAUUCCUGGCAUCAUGGCAUUUCCAAGGUUGGAGCCUAACACUGCAGACCCUGAGAACAUCACCGAAAUUUACAUUGCAAAUCAGAAAAGGUUAGAAAUCAUCAACGAAGAUGAUGUUGAAGCUUACGUGGGACUGAAAAAUCUGACGAUUGUGGAUUCUGGAUUAAAAUUUGUGGCUCAUAAAGCAUUUCUGAAAAACGGCAACUUGCAGCACAUCAACUUCACCCGAAAUAAACUGACAAGCUUGUCUAGGAAACAUUUCCGUCACCUGGACUUGUCUGAGCUGAUCUUGGUGGGCAAUCCAUUCGCGUGCUCCUGUGAUAUUAUGUGGAUCAAGACUCUUCAGGAGACUAAAUCCAGUCCAGAAACUCAGGAUUUGUACUGCCUAAAUGAAAGCAGCAAGAAUAUUCCCCUGGUGAACCUGCAGAUACCCAACUGUGGUUUGCCAUCAGCAAGUCUGGCCGCGCCUAACCUCACUGUGGAGGAAGGAAAGUCGAUCACAUUAUCCUGCAGUGUUGCGGGAGAUCCAGUUCCGAGUUUGUACUGGGAUGUCGGUAAUCUGGUUUCCAAACAUAUGAAUGAAACAAGCCACACACAGGGCUCCUUAAGGAUAACUAACAUUUCAUCUGAUGACAGUGGAAAGCAAAUCUCUUGUGUGGCAGAAAAUCUUGUAGGAGAAGAUCAAGAUUCUGUGAACCUCACUGUGCAUUUUGCUCCAACUAUCACAUUUCUCGAAUCUCCAACCUCAGACCACCACUGGUGCAUUCCAUUCACUGUGAAAGGCAACCCCAAACCAGCGCUUCAGUGGUUCUAUAACCGGGCAAUACUGAAUGAGUCCAAAUACAUCUGCACUAAAAUCCAUGUCACCAAUCACACGGAGUACCACGGCUGCCUCCAGCUGGAUAACCCCACUCACAUGAACAAUGGGGAUUACAAGUUAGUCGCCAAGAAUGAGUAUGGGAAGGAUGAGAAACAGAUUUCUGCUCACUUCAUGGGCUGGCCUGGUGAUGACGGUGCAGAUCCAAAUUAUCCCGACGUAAUUUAUGAAGAUUAUGGGACUGCGGCGAAUGACAUCGGGGAUACCACGAACAGAAGUAACGAAAUUCCUUCCACAGGUGUUGCAGACAAAACCGAUCGGGAGCAUCUCUCGGUCUAUGCUGUGGUGGUAAUUGCAUCUGUAGUGGGAUUUUGUCUGCUGGUAAUGCUGUUUCUGCUGAAGUUGGCAAGACACUCCAAGUUUGGCAUGAAAGGUUUUGUUUUGUUUCAUAAGAUUCCACUGGAUGGGUAGCUGAAAUAAAGGAAAAGACAGAGAAAGGGGCUGUGGUGCUUGUUGGUUGAUGCUGCCUUGUAAGCUGGACUCUUGGGACUGGCAUUGGCUCCUCCCGGGAAGUCUGCUUACCUGGGGUUUUCUGGUAGAGGUGGGCGGUGUUCGCAGGAGGCUCCGCAUGAAGCCUGCAGACCGUGCGCUGUGAUGGGGAACACCAGUGCUGAGGCAGCUCCCAGGCAGCUCCGCGGAGACGCAAGAAAACACCUUAAAUUAAUGCUUCUCUUUUGUUCCUACAAUCGUUCAAAUAUGGAAUUGACACGAAAUUCCACUGGCUUGUGCUUCUCUUCUGAAAGAUGUGCUGUUUGACCAUACUGGAAAUGUAUCUGAUGCUAUUGUUUCUGUUUAUUAAAGAUGAACUACAAAGUUAAAACACAUCUACAUGUAGAGACAGGUGGAAGUAAGUGCACACUAAACUGUAACCUCCACGUAACACGUGUUUCAGCAUCGUCUUCUGUCGUUGUUUAAUCAGUGCUGAACUGAGAACGUUUCCUUUUUCCAUCUACGCCGCGGCGGCUAAAAGAGCAUAUACAGCAUCGCAGUGGGGACGUGGUGAUGUCACGUGAGGUUCUUUCUUUCACUGAUGAUAAAAGUCCGGAGCCAGGCAAUCCACGCUAAUGAUUUCAAGUUUCCUUGAUGAUUUUUCUUAAAGGCAAACAAUAAGUAAAAGAAGCUGUUCGGUCGGGGCUGUGCAGGUAGGUUAGGCACAGUCAGCCUCUGAAUAACUAAAGGAGUGACAUAUAUGCAUAUGUCCUUUCAUUUGCCCUCUGCGACCCACCUGCUUUUUAGAAGUUUGUCGAGUGAUAAGGCCGCAGCAUCCCACACUGUUCCCAUCACAGAACCGCGGCUUUUCUUCUCUGAAAGGCCUGUGAGCAGAAUGGCUGGCCUGCUGGGAGCAGGAGCCGAUGCUGGACACAGGGUAGUCUCCCGACGACCUGCGGCACGGCUGCUGGCUUUCCACGGGCAGGUCGGCUCUUCCCGACCCCAGCAGUCCAGAGGUGGCAGGUCGCUAAUGAAUAUGUGCUUUAUCUUGUCCAGCUGCAUUGCUGGGAGGGCGGCCUUACAGCUCCAGAACCCUGUGUCCCUGCCUGAGUCUUACCGUGGACCUCCGUGUCACCGCUUGGCCAUGGCCGUGACCUUGGUACGCUCAGCUCAGCGUGCGCCAGGCAGGGUCUCCGUCAGAAGCCAGGUUGGCUGCCCCAGCCCACCUCACCUCACACCUUUCUUGUUAAAGGGACUUCAGAGCCAGGCCCGGAACAUGUCCAUUGAAAACACAAUCAGCUCUGUACAGCACAGGGAAUAUAGUUAAUAAUAUUGCCGUAACUAUGGUGUCGGGUGGGUACUGGAUAUAUCAGGGGAGCGCUUUGUAAAGUAUAUGAUUCUCUAACCACUAUGCUGCACAACAAAUACAAAAAAAAGUGAAAGUAAACAAACAAACAAAGAAAGAUGUGCAUAGAUGCCACAGCUGAAUUGGAAACUUAAUGACCUUUUUCAAAGAGAAUUUUUUUUUUUUUGAAACAGUUACACAGUUUUGCAGUUCAGCUUUAAGGAUGCGUAGAUUUUUAACUGGUCUAACAUGUUUGGAAAUGUUUUGAAUCCUGUGUAACCAAGGCUUUCAUCUUAAUAUACCAGGAUCCAUGCAGGCACCACUUGAUAUAAAAAGAUUAUCCAUGAUGGAUAUUUUAUGCUCCAUCUUUUACGUUAGCCACUAACUAGGGCAUUUCCUGAUGCGGACGUGUCACAGAGCCCUGUGGGUUACAGCAUUGGACCUGGCUGCUCCACGCCAGGCCUGGGAGGGGCAGUUUCUCCAAAGCGUAAACAGACUCCUCGUUUUCAAAAGUUUUUUUCCAGAAGGACAUUUGAGUGUGAGGGCAGCUGGCCCGUGGUGUGGGGAGGUCUGAAUGUUCCUGACUUUCCAUUUUCUGGCUUGCUGCUAAGUGACAGUUCCUGUCACGACUGAGAUUCUGAUCUUUCCCAAAGGUGUGGAUUUACAGAGAGGCCAGCUAAUUGCAGAAAUCCUGAACCCUGAAAGAAAAAGGAAAUUCAAACUGGAAACCAAGCAGGGGCUGUCAGGACGGCUCAGGUUCUUAAAUAUCGGCCAUUCGGUGCAUUUCUUUUCUUUUUUAAAAGCUUUUAUAUUAUUCCAUAGAGCUAUAAAAAGGCGAUGAAUUGUUUAAGGCCUAUUUUUAAAGUUUCCCAGACCCAAAAGAAAAAAAAAAAAAGGAUAUUUGUACUCAACAGCUAGAAGGAUGACAGGGUAGAUUUUUGUUUUUAAAUGGAGAGAAGUGGACAGAUAAGUCAAUUUACUUUAUCAGACCACAGCUGACAUCUCCUAGGGAACGAAGCAGGCUAUUAGAAAAUUGUGUCAGAUGGCUCUUGAGUUCUUUGCUUUUCAUUUUUUUUAAAUCCCUGAAGACCACAAUCAGACACAUAGCUCCUCCUGUCUAUACUCUAGACUAACCCCUUUCAUCCUUUUGCUUUUCAUGUCCUCUAUAAGAAAUCUUUUUCGGGAUCCUAAUGUAUUUCUGCAACAUUAGAAAAAGGCAGGCAGCAUUUUUGCUGAAAUGCAGUCUGUCGCCCGCCAGCAAGGAGCUGGCAUUUCAGUGCCAGGCGGGUCCCCUGCGGGCGCCCUGUGCCCUGGUGGCCCUUCCUGCCUCCCGGAAUGUGGACCCAGGAUUCCAAAUCUUCUGACUCUCUAAGAGGAACUUGAAACCUGGACUCUUGUGGGAAAUGUUCCUAUUUUUAAAAAGUUGACUCAGUUAUUUUUAAAACGUUAUGUAGGCCAACAAAACAUGUCUGUGGGCUGCCAGUGUGUUACUUUUGUCUUAAAGCAGGAUCCUCGUUCCCGCGCGGCUUCUUGCUGCCUUCCCUUUGCAAACGCGCUUCCCAGCAGGGCCACUGCGGCUCGGCCGCCGAAUCACCCCAGGGGUCUGCGGGCGGCACCUCUGGGGCUCUCCCUUUGGCCGCUGGGGCCCGGCUCUCUCUCCCUGCUGGGGACUCUCCUGCAGUGGUGUUUGACCUUCCUCCCUGGCUGGCCCCAGACCAUGUGGCCAGAGGCAGCCCAGUGAGUCCUUCCCGGCUUUGUCUGCUCGGCUCCUUGCCCAGUCUCCGAGCUGCCUGGCCUCCGGUGCAGCCGGGUUCAGGGGAAAGGGCGCGGCCCCCUUCCACGAGCGUCCUUAAGGUACCGAUAUGGGGCCAUUGAUAAACGGAGAACAGCUGUGUCCUUCUCGGCAGUCAUGGUUCAGGCCCUGUGUCUUGGCCCCACCAGCCCCUCCAAGGAGCUGAGAUGGACUAGGAGUCAUCACAGGAGGCAGCAGUCUGCAGCCAGCAAGGCGAAGGCCCCCAUCUCAGCAGGAAGAAGCCGUCCCCACACACUUUAAAGACAGUUCAGGGGUUGGCAUCCCUGUUCUCCAGCAGGGACCGCUUUCAUUUUUGACCGAUUGAAUGCUCUUUCCAAAAGUAAGGCGUAAAGAAGAGACUCAGAUGAUCCCAGACCCGCCCACCGCACAGACACACAAGUGUGCUUCGGACUCCGCUCUGCACGGGACCCGAGUCACACCCCGGUGCUGAGGGCUGGCCACUCCUCCUCGGACAGGCCGAGCUGCCAUUUUUCAACAGUUUGAGGAGCAAACAGCUCAAGGAGUUCAAGGCACGAAUUCAGUUCACUGCCAGGUGUGAGGCUCAGCAUGACGGAGGUGCUCCUGCUUGCUCGCCCCUCUUCCUGUUCUCUCUCUGCUUAAAACCCCCGGCACUCUCUCUGCC